Messenger RNA from Acanthosepion pharaonis, 642 nucleotides. Lineage: Eukaryota; Metazoa; Mollusca; Cephalopoda; Sepiida; Sepiidae. The record is from the annotation of a GenBank genome assembly.
AUGGCCGAAAACGGAGACAUUGGAGAAGCAACCCCCAAGACUGAAUUGGAAGAAAUUCAGCAACAAUGCAAUCAAGUAACGGACGAUUCGCUGGAAGCGACCCGCAGAAUGUUGACCAUGUGCGAAGAGAGCAAAGAAGCCGGUAUACAAACCCUUGUAAAUUUGGACGAACAAGGGGAACAGUUGGACCGCAUCGAAGAGGGCCUGGACCAGAUCAACCAGGACAUGAGGGAUGCAGAAAAGAACCUGGAAGGGAUGGAGAAAUGUUGUGGCCUGUGUGUAUUGCCCUGGAAAAAGGCUAAGUCAUUUGAGAAGAGCGGAGAUUAUGCGAAUGCUUGGAAGAAAGAUGACGACGGCCCCACCAACACGAACGGACCCCGGGUUACGGUCGGGGAUCAAAUGGGACCUAUGGGUGGAUAUGUUACACGUAUCACGAAUGACGCCCGUGAGGAUGAGAUGGAAGACAACAUCAAAGAGGUGUGCGGCAUGAUUGGGAAUCUGAGGAACAUGGCCAUCGAUAUGGGUAACGAAAUCAACUCGCAGAACAGGCAGAUUGAUCGGAUUCAACAAAAGGCCGAAUCCAACGAGAGCCGUAUCGACGAGGCUAACAAGAGGGCCACCAAAUUACUCAAGGAUGCUUAA